Messenger RNA from Colletotrichum phormii, 495 nucleotides. RefSeq lists its product as uncharacterized. The transcript has a single exon. Lineage: Eukaryota; Fungi; Ascomycota; Sordariomycetes; Glomerellales; Glomerellaceae. Bases 1 to 495 code for a protein of 164 amino acids. The record is from RefSeq and is a predicted model, not a curated record.
AUGUCUCAACCAGUCUAUCAAGUAAUAAUAGCCGCUGAUGAGGACAAAUCCUCAGCCUCAAAGAGACGUGCUGUCUACCUCCGGCCGUUCCUCCUUUUCUGGCUCAACUCCCUUAUCUUCGAAGUCGCAAUGCUCAUCGUCAGUAUAAUUGCAUUCUCAGGAUGGCGCGAAAUGUUCUCCAAGUUCUUGUGGACCAUCGUCUUCUGCCCUCUGGGAAUGGGAGGCGCUAUGGGAGGCCUCAUCAACGCCUUCAUAGUCGAUCGUAUCUACGGUAUGCGAGCAGUCCACUUCGUUGCCAUUCUGAGCGUCUUGGUUUUGGGGGCGUGCAACAGCCUAUGCUAUAACUUGGAUCUCGUUUUCGGAUGGUUCGGUGCCCGGGACCAUUUCUGGUGGUGGCACUGGCGGUAUCUGGGGGGUUGGUUUGUUGGAUAUUUCAAUGGCAAAAUGAUGUUCACGGACGAAGGGCAAAAGUCACUUGCUGGUUGCGGUGCUUGA